AUGCGACUAGGGAGCUUACCACCAGUGCUGGAAGCCCAGGCAUUCCUUAAGCACUUCGUACGAGCUGUAGCCACUCCUUGUGAGCGCGCAGAAGAAAUAAUUGAGCUCUUCUCACUUCCAAAUAUUAAUGCAAUCAUCCUGGAAGAUAUCUGGGAUCAGACAGACGAAGAUGUCGAAGAUGAGGCAAUCGUAGGGAAAUUAGAUAUUAAGCACAGGCACACUUCUAGCGUUGAGAGUCUACAUCUUCUCGGAUGCUGCAUAAGUAACUUCGUAUUGGAAGUUUUGCUUUCCCUACCUAAGCAAUUGAAAAGCUUCAAAUUCGACAUGGUUUUUCUCCCAGAGAAGACUCCAAAAAACAUUGACGAUGAAGACGAUAAUGGUUAUGACUUGGACUUUUUACCCAUAGCGCUGGACGAUCAUGUCGACAGCCUGGAAAGUCUCGUCUUGACAGCAAAAACGAGAACGUUUACUAUUGAGCACUACUUUACUGGGCCCCUAGAUCUGUCCGACUUCAAAAAGAUAAAGACCCUUCUUAUCGGUUACAUAUUCCUCCCCGAGAUCGCAUGGAGCGUAGUUGAUAAAGACUUUUACCUUCGCCUUCCGCUAAACAUUGAGGAACUACGGGUCUAUUAUGGUGGCGAUGAGUAUUACGAUUUCGUCGAUCGGGAGAGGAAUUGGAUGAUAAGUAUCUUGGAAAAGAAGGAAGAGAGAUUUCCUAAUUUGCGUUUGGUGAUGGCUUCUGGCACCGAUAGACCUGAAACUACUGAAUCCGAGUCUGAUGACGCUGAUGCUGAUGAUCGGUCUUUCGAGCUAUCAAAGGAAUUGGCCAUUUUGGCCCAGGAAUUGGGCGUGGAGGUGGAAAUCGAGAUACGGUGA
Glarea lozoyensis ATCC 20868 is the source of this 876-nucleotide messenger RNA. RefSeq lists its product as uncharacterized. The transcript has a single exon. Bases 1 to 876 code for a protein of 291 amino acids. The record is from RefSeq and is a predicted model, not a curated record. Lineage: Eukaryota; Fungi; Ascomycota; Leotiomycetes; Helotiales; Helotiaceae.